CGAAGGCAAAGUUGGAAGAAAGCUUUCCGUGUCUCGGGAGGAGGCUUUGCCUGGAGUCUGCAGCAGUCUGCUUAAUGCCUUCAUCCUAUUUUCAUUACUUCUUCCAGACACUCCGGAAAGAAUGGGGGCAGGCGCAUUAGCCAUCUGUCAAAGUAAAUCCGCUGUCAGGCUGAAAGAAGACAUGAAGAAGAUUGCGGCAGCCCCACUGAGCGGCCAGAGGGGAGCUGCCUGCCAGAAGGUGUUUGGCGUAAGCCUGCAUGAACUUCAGCAGCGGGGACUGAGCAAGAACGGAGUCCCAGCCAUCGUGUGGGAUAUUGUCGAAUACCUGACUUGGCAUGGGCUGAAACAGGAAGGUCUUUUCAGGGUGAACGGCAGCCUGAAAACCAUGGAGCGUCUCCGAGGGAAGUACGAGAACGGAAAGGAAGUGGAGCUGCCUGUGGAAGGCGACGUCAGCUCAGCGGCCAGUUUGCUGAAAUUGUUUUUGAGGGAGCUGCCUGAUCGGGUGAUCACUUCUGCAGCACAUCCCAAAUUCAUACACCUGUAUCAAGACACCCAGAAUUGUAGCCCAAAUGUGAACGCUUUGAGAGAACUCCUGAGGCAGCUGCCUGAGCCCAACUAUUCCCUGCUUAAGUUCCUCUGCCGAUUCCUGAGGAGAGUUGCUGAUCAUCACUCCGAGAACAAGAUGACUGUUUCCAACCUCGCCACAGUAUUCGGACCAAACUGUUUCCACGUGUCUUCUGGAUUUGAAGGGAUGAAGGAGCAGGAAAUCUGCAACAAAAUCAUGGCCCAGAUGCUGGAGAACUACACCACUUUGUUUGAAUGGGAACACCCGAGAAAGGAGAACGAAAAACACCCAUGUGAAGAUCUAGCAAAAAUUAUACUAGUGAAAGAGGCUGGCUGCAAGCAGACACCGUCAGUCAUUCGGACAAGUGUUGACAGAGAACUGCCAAAGCUGAGUCCAAGGCACAAGGUUGCAAAGUGCAAACCAGAAGGAUCUUCUCCGGCAUGCUUGGUGCCGCAGCCCAGACUGUCAGAUGGAAUUCCCUGCGUUAGGGUCCAUUUAACGGACAGCUUGCGCUCGGAGGAGAUGGAUUUAGCUGACGAAAUCUCCUUUAUAAGCAGUGCUGCAUUCUUCACCAGCUCUCAAGAGGAUGAAAGGCCCAUGUCACCCUUCUACCUAAGUGCUCACGUGUCGCAAGUCAGUAGCAGCAGCAGCAGUGGCCUCCCUCCUACUGGAGAAUACUUAGAAAAGACAAUCCGGUCAGCAGUCGAGCAACAUCUUUUUGACGUUCAUGGAUCCGGCGGUCAAAGCUCUGAAGAAUCCGAGUCGGGAACGUCAUCCGCGUCCUCAAACGUGUCUGCCCGGCAGCGGCGGAGGCAUCAUAAAGAACAGGAUGAAGCCCGAAGGAACAGAGAUAUGGAGGUGAUCAAUAAGGAGAAUAUUCCUUCUGGAUUUGGCAGCAUUGAAGAGUGUAUGCUGACUGCUCAAGAAGUAGAAAAACUGCAAGAGGCCAGCUCCGGAUAUAUCGGAGAAAGGAGUAAACCAAAGCGACAGAAAUCCAGCACCAAACUUUCUGAGCUUAAUGACAACCAGGACAGUCCUCUGGCAAUGGAAACUUUUGGUUCCUUGAGACCAGUGGACAAAACAGGACCAGAUGACAUGGAAGUGUUUUCUGAAAACAGCAAAGACAAUGAAAGUGACAGCGACUUGUUAAGGCAUCCUCAGAAUUCAGGCAUGAAGAUCCAGGAGCAUCCCAGCAUGCCUGAAGCCAAAUUACAGAGGAACCAAGAUGCCGAUGGCAAGAAGAGAGCUGUAUCCGAAGUGCCUCGACUGGACCUGACAGCCUUGUGCAGUGACAACAACAACUGGGAAGAGCCCGUCCCUGCCUUCUCCUCCUGGCAACGUGAUGGCUUAGAUUCCAACGAAGCUCGCCUCUCUCCUCAGGCUGGCCGCCUCAUUCGCCAGCUGCUGGAUGAAGAUAGCGACCCAAUGCUAUCCCCUCGUUUCUAUGCCUACGGGCAAAGUCAGCUGUACCUGGAUGACACAGAAGUACCUCCUUCUCCUCCCAACUCACAUUCAUUCAUGAGGAGAAGAAGUUCUUCUUUGGGGUCUUACGAAGAUGACCGAGAAGAUCUGACACCAGCACAGCUGACCCGCAAGAUUCAAGGACUGAAGAAAAAGAUCAGGAGGUUUGAAGACAAAUUUGAAGAGGAGAGGAAAUACAGACCAUCACACAGUGACAAAGCAGCCAACCUGGAGGUGCUGAAGUGGACAAAUGACCUUGCAAAGUUUCGGAAGCAGCUGAAAGAGUCAAAGCUGAAGAUGUCAGAGGAAGACCUGGCUCCUGUGAUGCGUCAACGUAGCAAUACACUCCCCAAAAGUUUUGGCUCCCAGCUGGAAAAGGAGGAAGAGAAGAAGCAGGACGUGUCUGAUAAAUUGACUAAGCCAGCAGUGGAGGCAACCCUGGACACCAUCCAGAAGAAGCUCCAAGAGAAAAGGACCGAGGCAAACCGCCCUGAAGACAUUAAGGAUAUGACCAGAGAUCAGAUAGCAGCAGAGAAGGUGGCUCUCCAAAAAGCCCUCUUGUAUUACGAGAGCAUCCACGGAAGACCAGUAACGAAACACGAGCGGCAGAUGAUGAAGCCCCUGUAUGACAGAUACCGCUUAGUCAAGCAGAUUCUCUCGAGAGCCAACAGCAUCCCCAUCAUCGGUUCCCCCUCCAGCAAGCGGAGAAGCCCUUUGCUGCAGCCAAUUAUCGAGGGUGAAACUGCUUCCUUCUUCAAGGAGAUAAAGGAGGAAGAUGACGGUUCUGAAGAAGACAGCAACACGAAACCAGAUUUCAUGGUCACCGUAAAGCCAGACUUCAACGUGAGAAGUUUCUUGGACCAUCUAGAAGAUGAUGGCGACGGCUUUGUUUCUCCGGUGGAUGAUAGGAUUGCUUCAAAAAGCAGCCAAGAUAUGGGAGUGUCAAAUCUUCACGCUGCCUCCAUGCCAGAACUUGUAGAACAGCUCCAGGAAGUCAGGGAGGAGAAGAAGAGAAUCAGGAAAAAACUGAGAGAUUUUGAGGACAAUUUCUUCCGGCAAAACGGAAGGAAUGUCCAGAAAGAGGACCGCACUCCUAUGGCUGAAGAAUACAACGAAUACAAGCAAGUUAAGGCCAAGCUGAGGCUGCUGGAGGUCCUCAUCAGCAAGAGAGACAUUGGCUCCAAGAUCAUGUAACAAAGGCGUGCUUGACCUUGGCGGUAGAGUUAAGAAGUUGGCUGAGCCAAAGGAAGGAUUGCUUGAAGAACUCAGCGAGGCCCUUGCGCUGUGAGGGCCUUCUUAGCAGCAAUCCCGGGGCUGUGUCUGACAAGGAGGAGGGCCCUGCAUCUUUUCUUCAUACUUGGGGGCCUCUCCUGCCUCCAAGCUGGUUCACCCAAGCCAGCAGGAGGGGGGGUGAGGUGGGUGAUACACUCAAAAGACUCGCCACCCACCCCAAAAGGAAGGGUCCUUCUGCUUUGAUCAGCCUGCGACGUGUGAAACGCUUAGACUAACGAGAGCCUGAUUUUAUGCCUUCUCCUGCGUGUCAACAAGAGAGAGGUGAACUAGUUUGAGUUAUCAUGAAUCGCCAAAUAAUUGUCUGUAAUUGUCAGACCAAUAAAGCACCCAGGUCUGUUCUAAUGCGGAGGA
Messenger RNA from Lacerta agilis (Sand lizard), 3670 nucleotides. RefSeq names its product family with sequence similarity 13 member A (gene FAM13A). Gene Ontology annotation, biological process: signal transduction. The record is from RefSeq and is a predicted model, not a curated record. Lineage: Eukaryota; Metazoa; Chordata; Lepidosauria; Squamata; Lacertidae.